Molecule: messenger RNA, 1877 nt
Organism: Cornus florida
Lineage: Eukaryota; Viridiplantae; Streptophyta; Magnoliopsida; Cornales; Cornaceae
Product: DUF21 domain-containing protein At1g47330
Exons: 12
Coding region: 145-1521 (458 amino acids)
Biological process (GO): magnesium ion homeostasis
Cellular component (GO): intracellular membrane-bounded organelle
Source: RefSeq, a predicted model, not a curated record
AUAUAUAUAUAUUUCUACUAUAUAAAAAGAUAGAGUAACAGACACAACUUCUUCCCUUUCCUUCACUUACGACUGCAAAAUCUCGAGGAGGAUAUAGAGAGACAGAGAGACAGAGUUUUAGAGAGAGAAAUACGAGUUUUAGAGAUGGCAGCGGACGCACCGUGCUGUGGGACUAUGUUCGCGCUGUAUGUGCUGAUAAUCAUAGGACUUGUGAUCUUCGCUGGUCUCAUGGCUGGUCUCACUCUUGGCCUCAUGUCUCUCGGCCUCGUCGACCUCGAAGUCCUCAUAAAGUCAGGCCGUCCCCAAGAUCGCAUCCACGCUUCAAAAAUAUUUCCGGUGGUAAAGAAUCAACAUCUUUUGCUAUGCACGCUCUUGAUUGGCAACGCUUUAGCAAUGGAGUCUCUUCCCAUAUUCUUGGACAAGCUUGUGACUCCAUGGGCAGCGGUCUUGAUAUCAGUGACUCUUAUCCUAAUGUUUGGAGAGAUAUUGCCUCAAGCAAUCUGUACUCGCUAUGGCUUGACUGUUGGAGCUACAAUGGCACCCCUUGUCCGUGUUCUUCUUUGGGUAUUCUUUCCCAUCGCUUAUCCGAUUAGCAAGGUUCUGGAUUGGAUGUUGGGUAAGGGGCAUGCUAUUCUUCUGCGUAGAGCAGAGCUCAAGACAUUUGUGAAUUUUCAUGGCAAUGAGGCUGGGAAAGGUGGAGACUUAACACAUGACGAGACAACUAUCAUUGCAGGGGCACUUGAAUUGACUGAAAAGACUGCAAAAGAUGCCAUGACACUUAUAUCGAGUGCAUUUUCCCUUGAUCUGGAUGGAACUCUUACAUUGGAGACUUUGAAUGCGAUAAUGACAAUGGGUCAUAGUAGAGUUCCUGUUUAUGCUGGAAAUCCAACAAACAUUAUUGGACUCAUCCUGGUUAAAAAUCUCUUAACAGUUGACCCAGAAGGUGCAGUUCCUCUCAGAAAAAUGCUAAUAAGAAAAAUUCCUCGGGUUUCAGAGAAUAUGCCUCUCUAUGACAUUCUGAAUGAAUUUCAGAAGGGUCACAGCCACAUUGCAGUUGUAUAUAAGGAUCUGAACGAGACUAAAGAGACACUGAAGAAAAUUGAAGAGGAACAUCCUGAGGCCAGCCCUAAAUCAAAGUCACAUGACGCUGACACAGCUGUGACUAAGAAUGAUGGAGAUCUGCAGAUGAAGAAAAGUCCUCCAGCGACUCCUGCUUUUAAGAAGCGGCACAAAGGUUGUUCAUUUUGCAUUUUGGAUGUGGAGAAUGCCCCUAUUCCAGAGUUCCCACCCAAUGAAGAGGUUGUUGGUGUAAUUACAAUGGAGGACGUAAUCGAGGAGCUUCUUCAGGAAGAGAUAUUGGAUGAAACUGAUGAAUAUGUAAACAUUCACAACAGGAUAAAGGUUAACAUGCAUGCGUCCCAGGAAAAGGCUCCUGAUGAAAACUCGCAACAGCAUUCUUCUGGCCCGGAAACUCGAGGUUCCACCCCUACUUUAUCAGAUUCUGCCAGUACUUUGCAAUAACAUUCUCAUCACAAGGCACUAGAGUUUCCGAAGGAGACUAGUUCGAGAGAGUGCUGAUUGAUACUCUUUGUUCCUUGUAUGAUUAUUAGACUUAGGAUUUACAUAAAAGAACAGAAGCUGGGGGGUUCACUCUGGUAGGAAGAGUUAUUUUAGUUGUUACAAAGAAAGCGACAUACCCUGCUUGUAAAAUAGGUAGGCUGGUCUUGCUGAUGUAGCAUAAUUAUAUAGAUUGUUGUAAUCUCUUGUUUGAUAUUCUGAUAUUAGAAAAGAUCCAGUUAUGUUAAAUAUGGAUUCUAUGGAUCUCAUCAGACCAUUUGUGACAACAUUGCAUUCAAUGAGCAUGGAGAGUUUGGGAA